This is a messenger RNA of Amphimedon queenslandica, 1417 nucleotides long. Its product is annotated as acetyl-CoA acetyltransferase, mitochondrial-like. Gene Ontology annotation, cellular component: mitochondrion. Lineage: Eukaryota; Metazoa; Porifera; Demospongiae; Haplosclerida; Niphatidae. The record is from RefSeq and is a predicted model, not a curated record. Gene Ontology annotation, biological process: fatty acid beta-oxidation. Gene Ontology annotation, molecular function: acetyl-CoA C-acetyltransferase activity. The transcript has 3 exons. The coding region runs from base 46 to 1305 and encodes 419 amino acids.
GGGGUCACACCUGUAUUUUCCAAUUAAUGCGCAUACAAAGAUAAGAUGUUAGCUGUGCAAAGGUCAACUCGUUUCCUUGUUUCCAGUGGACUUCCAGCCUGGAGGAGCUUUCACCAGCGCUCAAAUGAGGUGCUGAUAGCGAGUGCAGUGAGGACUCCUGUUGGUAGCUUUAGAGGCAAACUCUCUUCCCUCCCUGCAACCAGACUGGGAUCCAUUGCCAUACAAGAGGCAAUCAAUAGAGCUGGAAUAACACCUGAAGAUGUCCAAGAGGUCUAUAUGGGCUCUGUACUCACAGCAGGGCAGGGCCAGGCUCCAGCUCGUCAGGCCACACUGGGGGCUGGGCUCCCAAUCUCAACUCCAUGCACAACAGUGAACAAGGUAUGCGCCUCCGGAACUAAGUCAAUAAUGAUGGCAGCCCAAGCACUCGCCUGUGGCAGCCAGGACUGCAUGAUAGCAGGUGGAAUGGAGUCUAUGAGUAACGUCCCGUAUUACGUACCAAAGGGACGACCUGGUUUUGGAUACGGGCACCAAACGGUUGAGGACGGGAUCAUAAAGGACGGACUAUGGGACGUUUAUAAUCAGUUUCACAUGGGAAUGUGUGCCGAAGACACUGCAGAGAAGUAUGAGAUUGGUAGACUCGAGCAGGAUGAGUAUGCCAUGAGGUCGUACAGACUAGCAGCCCAAGCCUCCGAGACCGGACUGCUAGCAAAGGAGAUAGUGCCUGUCUCGAUACCUCAGAAGAAAGGAAAACCUGAUCUGGUUGUUGAGCAUGACGAAGAGUAUCUUAAAGCCAACUUUGAGAAAUUUCCAAGUCUUAAUCCGGCCUUUAAGAAGGAGUCUGAUGGCGGUACAGUGACAGCUGCUAAUGCCUCGACACUUAAUGAUGGAGGAGGGGCCUGUGUACUUGUGUCAGAGUCAUUUGCUUCCUCAAAAGGUAUCCAGCCUCUUGCUAGGAUCGUUGGGUUUGGAGACGCUGCCGUGUCUCCUAUAGACUUUCCUACUGCACCAGCAGCUGCCAUUCCUAAAGUCCUUGCGUCUUGUGGGCUCACUACAAAUGAUAUCAGUCUAUUUGAGAUCAACGAGGCAUUCUCUGUUGUCGUCCUAGCGAAUAUAAAGAUACUUGAUCUUGAUCCUGAUCGUGUUAACGUGCACGGAGGUGCUGUGUCGCUGGGUCAUCCGAUUGGAAUGAGUGGUACACGAAUUGUUGCACAUCUCGUCCACAAUCUACAGAAAGGAGAGAAAGGGAUGGCGGCCAUUUGUAAUGGAGGAGGAGGAGCAGCGGCCAUUGUUGUGGAAAAACUUUAAUAUUAAACUUACUUGUUGUGUAUAUUCAUUGUAGCUCAAUAGCAAUUACUGUUUCACCUUUACUAGUAAAAAUAAUUAUUACUUUAAACUGAAAUCUAAUACAAUCUCCUAA